This is a messenger RNA of Cuculus canorus (common cuckoo), 2477 nucleotides long. It is a transcript of the gene ARB2A, whose product is annotated as family with sequence similarity 172 member A. Gene Ontology annotation, molecular function: siRNA binding. Gene Ontology annotation, biological process: regulatory ncRNA-mediated heterochromatin formation. The record is from RefSeq and is a predicted model, not a curated record. NCBI's taxonomy places the organism in Eukaryota, Metazoa, Chordata, Aves, Cuculiformes, Cuculidae. Gene Ontology annotation, cellular component: nucleus. The coding region runs from base 455 to 1705 and encodes 416 amino acids. The transcript has 13 exons.
CGGACCCGGAAGCGGCGCGGGCGGCGCCCGGCCCGGAGGCUCCGUAGAGCCCGGCCCGGCAGCUUAAAAGCAUUCACCCUCAUCCUAUCCCUGCACUCCCUGAUCAAGAACCCCAUCCCAGCUUUCCUGGAGCCCCUUUCAGUACUGGAAGCCGCACUAAGGUCUCCAUGCGGCCUGCUCCAGGUUGAACGAUCCCAACUCUCUCAGCCUGUCCUCAUAGCAGACGUACUCCAGCCCUCAUGUAAUCUCUGUAGCCUCCUCUGGACUUGGUUCAGCAGAUCCAUGUCCUUCCUGAGCUGAGGACUCCCACACAGUCCUGAUCACAGGACUACAGGAACAGUGCAGCAUCUUUGUCUGUUAAAGGAACUGUCCUGGGUUCAGCUGGGACAGAAUUAAUUUUCAUAAGAAGCUGGGAGAGGAAGAUAAAUCUAUUCAGAUUGUCCUUCGAAGAUUAAUGUACAUUUACCUCAGUAUUUUAAAUCCAUUGACAGUUUGGUUAAUGAUGGCUCAACUACAGCAAGGAGGCCCUGAUGAAAAAGAGAAGACUACAGCAUUAAAGGAUUUAUUGUCUAGAAUAGACUUGGAUGAACUAAUGAAAAAAGAUGAGCCGCCACUUGAAUUUCCUGAUACUCUGGAAGGAUUUGAGUACAUUUUUAAUGAAAAAGGGCAGUUGAGACACAUAAAAACUGGAGAGCCAUUUGUUUUCAAUUACCGUGAAGAUUUGCAUAGAUGGAACCAAAAGCGCUAUGAAGCUCUCGGAGAGAUCAUUACUAAAUAUGUUUACGAACUACUGCAAGAGGAAUGCCACUUGAAGAAAGUAACUCUCCCAGUUGAUGCAACUGAGAGCGAACCAAAGAGCUUUAUCUUUAUGAGUGAAGAUGCAUUAACGAAUCCUGACAAGCUCUUGGUCCUGCUUCACGGUAAUGGCGUGGUCAGAGCAGGGCAGUGGGCUAGGAGACUUAUAAUUAAUGAAGAUUUGGACAGUGGCACCCAGAUACCGUAUAUAAAGAGAGCUGUAGAGGAAGGCUAUGGAGUAAUAGUACUGAAUCCCAAUGAGAACUAUAUUGAAGUGGAGAAGACAAAAGCCCAAGUACAGCUGUCUUCUGAUAGCUCAGAUGAACCUGCAGAAAAGAGGGAAAGAAAAGAUAAAAUCCAGAAGGAAACAAAGAAGAGACGUGACUUCUACGAAAAGUAUCGAAACCCACAAAAAGAAAAAGAAACUAUGCAGAUAUAUAUUAGAGAUAACGGAUCUCCUGAAGAACAUACCAUUUAUGUUUGGGACCAUUUUAUUUCCCACUCAGCGGCAGAGAACGUGUUUUUUGUUGCUCACAGUUAUGGUGGACUUGCCUUUGUAGCAUUGAUGAUCCAACGAGAGCCAGAAGUAAAGACUAAGGUAACUGCUGUGGCGUUGACAGACUCUGUUCACAAUGUGUGGCAUCAAGAAGCUGGGAAAACUAUUCGAGAGUGGAUGCGAGAGAACUGCUGCAACUGGGUGUCCAGCUCCGAGCCCCUGGACACCUCGGUGGAGUCCAUGCUGCCUGACUGCCCCCGCGUCUCUGCAGGUACUGAGCGCCACGAACUCACUUCCUGGAAGAGUUUUUCCUCAAUUUUCAAGUUCUUCAGCGAGGCAAUAGAGGCAAAGAACAGCUCAGUGAAACCAACCCCGACUCGGCGCUCCAGCAGGAUAAAAUAUGAAGACUUGUAAAAGGAGGGGAGGAAAGGAAAAAAGCACCAACACCAACACCGCCAACCUCGUCACUGCUUGUUUUCUGCAAGCAGUCUCACAACCCCUCAUUAGAUUGUUUUCUUCCUAGAGCAUAGGGUCGUGAUGUAUACAUCUAAAUAGUUUUUUGCAUUAUUUCUAGAUGAGUGCAACUGUCAAAGCAAUAUGGGUUCGCUGGUUGUGCUUCCUGUGGGCUGUAACUUGGAUUUCGUGCUGCCCAUCAGUGCGCAGAUUAAGGCUGACAGUGGUACUGCACAGUGCAGCAUGGUGCAGCUCUAAUUGCCCUGACAUAGCCCUGCACCAAGCUGAUGCCAGAAUUUAACAGCUUCGUCAUGGUCCUAUCGCCUGCAGGAUUUUUUUGCUGCUUCCUUCUAUUUUAAGACAGAACAAAAUAGGAAUUACUCUUUAUUUUUUCAAAAAACAGCUCUAACUCAGAAGUGCUAACCAGCCCAUGUUUUACACCCAGUAGCCUUCUCUUUCUCUGGGACCAAGUGGGAUCAACUCUUGACUCUUUCAUUUUCUGCGUGUAGGAGGGUCCAAGAAGUUUGGUCUAGAUUUCUAGGAAAGCCCCUUUGUUGUAGAGAUUUUCUCCUCCUGGCGGAUCAAUGGCAUUAUCUGUAGAUCUUCUCUUCCUUUUGAAGGCUCCACUUAAAAAAAUGCCUAUUCAUUAACUGGCUGGAUAACACUGUGAAAAUAUGGCAGCAAAAAAAAGAGGGACACAUUGCACAUUUUAGUGUUUAUUUUUAAAUGCAAA